AACCGUCGUUUUCCUACGCACCCUCUGACAUCAGCCACAUUCUCUGUAGCUGCAGUUUCUCUGCACUCAGAUUAAUCUCGGGCGAUGAAAAAUGAACCUCUCCCCCACCCUUGCUGCCGCUUUUCGCCUCACGCCUCCAGAGAAGAGUUGCUCCACCAGGCAGCCGGUGAAGGUUUUUUUCCAGGUCACAUGAUCCAGGAUGCAGGGGGACAAUCCUUCUUGGAACAGAGAUGGGCCCAGAACUGAAUCAGAUGAAGACAGAUAAGGUGUGAUGUGGGGAAGACUAUAUAAAGGAUGGAGCCGGGGCUGCGGAGAGCACUCAUCCGAGUGGCCCCUUCUCGCGACACAGCCAUGCAAGUGCCGGCCGACUCGGUGGCCAGCCAUGUGGGGACCACCAGCCGCAGCCACUUCUAUUUCACCACGGCCACGCUGGCGCUGUGCCUCGUCGUCACGGUGGCAACCAUCAUGGUGUUGGUAGUUCAGAGGACGGACCCCAUUCCCAACCCACCAGACAACUUCCCUCUUAAAGGAGGAAAUUGCUCGGAGGACCUCUUGUGUAUCCUGAAAAAGGCUCCAUUCAAGAAGUCAUGGGCCUACCUCCAAGUGUCAAAGCAUCUAAGCCAAUCCAAGUUGUCUUGGAACAAAGACGGCAUUGUCCACGGAGUCAGAUAUCGAGAUGGGAAUCUGGUGAUCCAGUUCCCAGGUUGGUAUGUCAUCGUUUGCCAACUGCAGUUUCUCAUGCAAUGCCCAAAUCAUUCUGUCGACCUGAAGUUGGAGCUUCUCAUCAACGAAGAGGUCAAAAAACAGGCCCUGGUGACAGUGUGUGAGUCUGAAGUGCAAACAAAAAACAUAUACCAGAAUCUCUCCCAGUUCUUGCUGGAUUACCUGCAGGCCAACACCACCGUAUCAGUCAAUGUGGAUAAAUUCCAGUAUGUGGACACAGACACCUUUCCUCUUGACAAUGUGUUAUCCAUCUUCUUAUACAGUAGUUCAGACUGAACUGUUUCUCCUGGCCUUCAGGAAGAAAGCAACUUUCUCAGAAAAUUUUAGACCAAGACUGAAACCACGACAGAUAUUAAAUAGUAUACUUCUCCUUCUGUCUCUUGGGAAGA
Messenger RNA from Galeopterus variegatus (Sunda flying lemur), 1112 nucleotides. RefSeq names its product tumor necrosis factor (ligand) superfamily, member 8 (gene TNFSF8). Gene Ontology annotation, biological process: CD8-positive, alpha-beta T cell differentiation; immune response. The record is from RefSeq and is a predicted model, not a curated record. Gene Ontology annotation, cellular component: membrane. The transcript has 4 exons. Lineage: Eukaryota; Metazoa; Chordata; Mammalia; Dermoptera; Cynocephalidae. Gene Ontology annotation, molecular function: tumor necrosis factor receptor binding. Bases 295 to 999 code for a protein of 234 amino acids.